Messenger RNA from Populus nigra (black poplar), 579 nucleotides. Its product is annotated as cuscuta receptor 1-like. Lineage: Eukaryota; Viridiplantae; Streptophyta; Magnoliopsida; Malpighiales; Salicaceae. The transcript has 2 exons. The record is from RefSeq and is a predicted model, not a curated record. The coding region runs from base 31 to 579 and encodes 182 amino acids.
UAUUCUACGUAGUAGUUCAUAGAAUUAUCUAUGAUGAUGUUGAAAAAAAUGGGGACUUGGAUCAUGUUGCUAGCAUUAUUGACUAUGGUUGGCGAAUGGUAUGGUCGUUGUUAUGGGUGUUUGGAGGAAGAGAGGAUUGGUCUCUUGGAGAUCCAAUCUUCGAUCGACCCAAAUCACCUUUCCUUGGGAGAUUGGGUGGACAGUAGUAAUUGUUGUGUGUGGGAUGGGAUCGAGUGUGAUAACACUACAAGGCGAGUGAUCCAACUCUCUCUUUUCGAUGCAAGGGAUUGGGGGUUAGGCGAUUGGGUUCUCAACGCAUCUUUGUUUCUGCCUUUUAAAGAAUUGCAAAGUCUUGAUUUGGGAUAUAAUGGAUUGGUUGGUUGCUUGGAGAAUGAAGGCUUCGAAGUCCUAUCAUCAAAACUGAGGGAACUUGGCCUAAGUGAAAACCGAUUUAAUAAUGAUAAAAGCAUUUUGUCAUGUUUCAAUGGUAACUUUUCCACUCUCAAGUCUUUGGAUCUAUCAGCCAAUGGGUUGACAGCUGGAUCAGGUAGCUUCUAUGGAAACCUUUUAAUUAUUUAG